Molecule: messenger RNA, 3383 nt
Organism: Dromiciops gliroides (monito del monte)
Lineage: Eukaryota; Metazoa; Chordata; Mammalia; Microbiotheria; Microbiotheriidae
Product: zinc finger protein OZF-like
Exons: 5
Coding region: 470-2233 (587 amino acids)
Biological process (GO): negative regulation of transcription by RNA polymerase II
Molecular function (GO): DNA-binding transcription repressor activity, RNA polymerase II-specific; RNA polymerase II cis-regulatory region sequence-specific DNA binding
Source: RefSeq, a predicted model, not a curated record
UGGAAGAGGGUUCUUUCCAGUGGCCAUAUCAUUCCACAUGAUGGAGGGCAGGGCUCGGGGAGGAGAGGCAGGCAGGGGCUGAGGUCCUGGCUCUAGGAGCCUUUGGAAGAAAGGGAAGUAAGUUCCUGAGGUCUCCGCCGUGUGGGGCAGGGCUGGCGGGCCGGGGAAUGCCCACCCAGAGCGGGCUGCCUGGAGCCUGGGCUCUUGGGUAAGAUCAAGCUGCCUCUUCCCUUGGAGCUGCGAUCGUUCUGCCUGCCGGAAGCCAGUUCCGUGCGUGCAGGUCCUAGGGCAAGCCCAGGCCCAGGGUCUUUGUUACUACUAUGGGACCUCACUCCCUGUAAAGAUCCCUGCAGACCAGCCUCCUGCCCAGGAAGAGAGAGAAAAGGUGCCUCCCCCUCUGGGAUUCUUCUCAGCUGAGCCUGCAGAGGACCUAGGCCUGGUCUAAGGAGAGAGCCCGGAGCCAGAGGGAAUGGCCCCUGGGAGCCACAGACCCCCACCCCAGGGUUUGGUGACGUUCAAGGAUGUGAUCGUGGACUUUACCCCCGAGGAGUGGCGCCUCUUGGACCAUUCUCAGAAAGAGCUGUACAAGGAGGUCAUGCUGGAAAAUGCCCGGAACCUGCUCUCCCUGGGACUUCCAGUUCUCAGGAAAGGUUUGAUCUCCCAUUUUGAGCAAGGGGAAGCACCUUGGAUGCUGGAGGGAGAAGGCCCAAGCAACCUUUGUCCAGAUGGAGAGACGAGACUUGAAAUGAGGGAGACCACAGCGCAGCUAAGCAUUUCUGUGAAAAAAUCACAACGGCCGAGAUUCCUGAAUGAUCGGCACAGCAGCCUCAAGAGGAGAGAAAUCUGUGACUCUGACGUCAAGACAGAGAAAAAGCAAAAGCAUCGUCCUAAAUCUCAUAAAGAUGGAAAGAGUUUCAGACAAUGUUCAGUCCUGAUUCGCUGUAAGAAAAGGACCUCGGGGAAUCGCUGUUCUCAGGAUAGAAAAUAUAGGGACUGCUUUACUGAACAGGCAAAGCUUGUUGAGUCUCAUGAGAAGCCUCCUGAAGUGCAGCCUUAUCAAUGUAAUCAAUGUGAGAUGGCCUUCGGCUCAAAUUCAGACCUAAUUAGACAUCAGAAAAGUCAUACUGGAGAAAAACAUUAUAUGUCUAAUGAAGGCAGUGAGAUGUUUAGUUGUAAUUCAAAGCUCAUUGAGCAUCAGAAAAUUCACAAUGGAAAAAAAUAUUAUGGAUGUGAUCAGUGUGGUAAAACCUUUAAGCAACAGUCAUCCCUUAUUCACCAUCAGAAAUUUCAUACUAGUGAAAAGCUUCAUAAAUGUAUUCAAUGUGGAAAGGCCUUUAGGCGACAGUCAUCCCUUAUUUCCCACCAGAGAAUUCACACUAGAGUACAAUCUCACGUGUGUCAUGAAUGUGGCAAAGUUUUCAGUGAAAACUCAUCCCUUAUUGUACAUCAGAGAAGCCACACUGAAAAGAAAUCUUAUGAAUGCAAUCAAUGUGAAAAGACUUUCAGACAGCGCUCUCAUCUUACUCAUCAUCAGAGAAUGCACAAUGGGGAGAAACAUUAUGAAUGUAAUCAGUGUAGAAAAACUUUCAGCUGCAGUUCUAAUCUUACUAAGCAUCAGAGAAUCCACACUGGAGAGAAACCUUAUGAAUGUACUCAAUGUGGAAAGGCUUUCAGAUGCAGUUCUAGUCUUGGUAAACAUCAGAGAAUUCAUACUGGAGAGAAACCGUAUAAAUGUAAGCAAUGUGGAAAGACUUUUGGAAGAAGUUCCAAUCUGGCUGUACAUAAGAAAACCCAUACUGGAGAGAAACCUUAUGAAUGUAAUCAAUGUGGAAAGACUUUCCGACAACACUAUAAUCUUUUGGAACAUGAGAGAAUCCACUCUGGAGAGAAACCUUAUGAAUGUAAUCAAUGUGGAAAAACUUUCAGAUGCAGCUCCAUUCUUGCUAUACAUCGGAGAGUUCACACUGGAGAAAAACGUUAUGAGUGUAAUCAAUGUGGAAAGGCUUUCAGAAGGAGCUCUGGUCUCUCUAUACAUCAGAGAAUACACACUGGAGAGAAGCCUUAUGAAUGUAAUCAAUGUGGAAAACCUUUCAGAUGUAGUUCUAGUCUUGCUGAUCAUCAAAUAAUCCACACUGGAGAGAAACCUUAUGACUGUAAUCAUUGUGGAAAAACUUUCAGAGGCAGGUCUGGUCUUGCUAAACAUCAGAGAAUCCACACUGGAGAAAAACCUUAAGAAUAUGUUUAAUGUGGAAAAACUUUCAAAGAGAGGAAAAACAGCUAAAAUCUUCCUGAAUAUCACAGUAUCCACACUGGACAGAAACCUGAUGAAUGUAAUCAUUGUGGAGAAACUUUCAGAUUUAACUCCAAACCUUUUACAUUAGAGAGAAAGUUUAUGAAUGUAAUCAUUGUGAAAAAAACUUUCAGGUACAGUUCCAGUCUUGUUGACCAUGAGAGAAUCCACACUAGAGAGAAAUGUUAUGAUGUGUAAUCUAUGUGAAAAGACUUUUAGACAUAGCUCCAGUCUCACUCUACAUCAGAGAAUCCACACUGGAGAGUAACCUUGUGAAUAUAAUCUAUGUGGUAAAACCUAGCAACAGUUAUCCUUUCUUUCCCAUUGGAGAAUUCAUACUAGAUAGAAAUCAUCACUCUAAUGAAUGAGGAAAGACAUUCAAAUGGAGGAUAGAACUCCUUAGACAUCAGAAAAUUCAUUCUGGAUGCAAGUUAAAUAUGAACUCAAUGUGGGAAGCUCUUCAGUCAGAGAUCAUCUUUUGUUUUUGUUUUUUUUUUGCAGGGCGAUGAAGGUUAAGUGACUUGCCCAGGGUCACACAGCUAGUAAGUGUCAAGUAUCUGAGGCCAGAUUUGAACUCAGGUCCUCCUGAAUCCAAGGCCAGUGCUUUAUCCACUGCGCCAUCUAGCUGCCCCCUCAGAGAUCAUCUUUUACUUUGCAUCAGAGAAUUUGUAGUGGAAAGAAAUCUUAUGAAUGUGUUCAGUGUGGACAUGCCUUUUGCUGGAAGGGAGGGGUCCCUAGACAUCAGAAUAUUCACACUGGAAAGAAGGCUUAUAAAAGUAAUGAUUGUGGGACAUCCUUUACAUGGAGUUCAUACUUGACUCCACUUUGGAGAAAUUACACAAGGUAAAAUUUAUGGAUCUAAUUUAAAAGGUAAGAUCUCUUGCUCCAUCACACACAUAAUUAGACAACCCAAAUUUCAUACUGUGCAUUGAACCCUUAUAAAUGUAAUGAAUUUUUCUCUAUUUGAGUACUCCUCAAUAGUAGUCCAUAGCUUUCAUAUGCCAUAACUUCAUCAGUCAUUCCCUAAUUGAUUUAAUAUUCAUCUGUUUCCUGUUCUUUGUUGACAGGGAAAAAAUCUGUUAUAAAUAUUUUG